CGUGUGCAGCUCCUUUUUUCUUUUUUUUAAAGUGUGGCUCUCAGCUGCCGAGGCGGAUGAUGAUGAUGGCGGAGCUGGUUCAGGGACAGGCCUCGGUGGCUCAGCCCGGAACGAAAGAUGACUUCGCAGACACAAUACGCCGGGUCCGACAGAUGGCAGCCAAGAUGGGAGGAGACCAGAUGCCCAACAUGAACAGUUCCCCUCCGGUCAUAGACCCCUCCCUCUACGGCUUUGGAGGCCAAAAGCGCUCACUAGACAAUGGAGUAGGGAACCACCUCGGUGCAAUGGUACAUCAAAGGGCUCUUGCUACAGAAGACUUCAAAGUGCCUGAUAAGAUGGUGGGAUUCAUCAUUGGAAAAGGAGGAGAGCAGAUCUCAAGAAUUCAGCUGGAAUCGGGUUGUAAAAUCCAGAUAGCUUCAGACAGUGGAGGCAUGUUGGACCGGCCCUGCACGCUGACUGGGAGCCCAGAGAACAUUGACCAGGCCAAGAGGCUGCUGAGUGAGAUUGUGGAGCAGUGUCGGUACGGCCCCGGCUUCCACAGCGACAUGGACGGCAACAGCUCGAUCCAACAGAUCCUCAUCCCCGCAAACAAGGUCGGCCUGGUCAUCGGCAAGGGAGGAGAGACCAUCAAACAGCUGCAGGAGAGAACAGGAGUGCAGAUGAUAAUGAUUCAGGAUGACCCCAUGCCCACUGGAGCGGACAAGCCCCUGAGAAUCACGGGGGAUCCCCACAAAGUACAGCAAGCCCGUGAACUUGUGGUGAAGCUGAUCCGAGACAAGGACCAGGGAGACUUCAGGGUCGGCAGAGCAGACUUUGGAUCCAAAAUGGGCGGAAGCAGUCUGGAUGUGGUUGUACCCAGAUUUGCUGUUGGCAUCAUCAUCGGCAGGAACGGAGAUAUGAUCAAGAAGAUUCAGAACGAUGCUGGGGUCAGGAUCCAGUUCAAACAAGAUGAUGGAGUCAGUCCUGACAGAGUUGCUCAGGUGAUGGGUCAGCCCGACCACUGCCACCAUGCGGUCCAUCUCAUCAAUGAACUGGUCCAAACUGCUCAGGAGCGAGAUGGGUUUGGAGGUGUAUUGGGACGCAGAGGCCGAAGUGACUGCAACAUGGCAGGAGGAGGAGGAGGAGCAGGAGGAGGAGGAGGAGGAGGAGGAGGAGCAGGUGGAGGCUCUGGAGGACUGCAGGAGGUGACAUAUGCAGUACCUGCUGACAAGUGUGGACUGGUGAUUGGCAAAGGAGGGGAAACCAUCAAGAACAUCAAGGAGCAGUCUCGUGCCCACGUGGAGCUGCAGAGAAACCCGCCGCCCAACACCGACCCCAACGUGCGCAUCUUCUCCAUCCGAGGCACCCCUCAGCAGUUGGAAAAGGCCCGGCAGCUGAUCGAUGAGAGAAUUGGGGGCCCAGGAAUGGGAGGCAACAGCAGCUUCGGGAUGAAUCCCUACAACCAAGGACCAACUACUCCUCCUCAACAAAGUGGGAAUCAGACGUUCAUGCCCGGAGGAUGGGGGACAACUUUUCAAAUAUGGCAGCCUCAAGGCCAGCAGGACCACAGUCACAAUGGAUCCCAGACGGGCCAGAUGGACUGGGAGCAGUAUUAUAAAAAGCUAGGUCAGCAAAACCAAGCCCAGAGCUCUGCUCCCGAGUACAACAAAGCCUGGGGCCAGAGCGCUGGUCCUGCGUCUCAGCAGAGCUCUAACCCUGACUACAACGCGGCCUGGGUGGACUUCUACAGGCAGCCCGUGGCCUACUUCAACCAGGGCCAGGCACAGCAGACACAAGCCCCGGGCCUUCAGGAUCAUUAGGAGAAGACGCCCAGGGGACAGACUUGAAUCACUGAGGAUGAAACCAGCCCUUUUCUAACGGAGGGGGUUUAGAUUUGCAACGCCUUGAAGACUUUUUUUCUUAGUGAGAAACACUAGCUGUAGAAUGACUUAUAUGAUAAAGUAAUAUUUCUAAAAAUCAGGAACAGUUAUUUGUUACUAAAUGCUUGUGUACACUGUUAUUUUGGAUAGACAGUAUCUGGGAUCCCUUUUUGGACUUGAGAGAGCUGUUUUUGUUUUUCUAUGUUUUCCUGUCUUUGACUCAGAUUGUACCCGCCAAAAUGAACCCAAGAGUUGUAACAUUUCAAAAGGCAAUAUGAUCUAUUUUUUCUAGUUUUGUUGAAAUGAAACCAUGAUUAUGUGCUUAGCAGUCUUGAAUACCAUUUGUCAUAUGUCAUUGUUUAAAAAAGAUGUGUUAAAAAUGUUUUCCUUUUACAUAAUUCAGUGAAAUGAAACUGUGAUGUUUUGUUACAGGAAAUGUAUUUUUGUUACACGGUUUAAAACACGGAAUAAUGUCAGCCAGUGGCAAUAGUUCUUAUUUAAUUCCUGUUGUGCAUUGUAUGCUGUUUUUCAUUGUCAUUUUAUUGUACUCUGGUUUAAAAAAAGGUGCAAUAUCUUAUUUCACUUUUGAAAACAAAGAUGAUUCUCUAAUAUUUUGACCGACUUUUAACUUGUAGUUUUAAGAUGUUUUUUUUUUCAAAUAGAUGUCAUGGAUAAUUUAUUACAAUUAUCUGAUAUGAUAGGAUUUAGGGGGAUGUUGCAAAUAGCUUCUUUGCCGUUGCUACCUUGUAAAACUAUGUAUAUACGCUCAUAUAUUUGACUGUUAAUUUAAAAUAUAUAUGUUUCAUAUAUACUUAUAUAAAAAAAUAUUUUUUUUCCUGUGGUCAGUGUUGCAGGAAAACUGUCCCUCUGUUUUUCUGUUCUGUUUUCGUACUGAAAAUGUUCAAAGAUUGUGAAUGUGUGAUUUGAAAUUUGAUGUUGCAUCUUGUUAUGAAGAAAAUUAAGAAGUGGUAGAUUUGUGUAUGUUCUGUACCUGAACUAUUCAAGACUGCUAAGCCGCUGUUCUUCUACCUGUGUAAUAAUUAAUAUAGUAUUUUUAUGUUUUAAGUAUUAUGAUCAAAAGCUGUCUUAUUUGGUACCUCCCAGUUCGCCAGCGCCCCCCUGAGCCCUGCUCUGGACCCCGGGGGGUGCUGGACUCAGUCCAAUGCUAAUAACUUUUUAAUUAUUUUUUUAUUUCUUUGUGUGAUCUAAUAUAAAUGAUGCGUCAUUAUGGAAAAAUGAUUCUGGUAUUAACGUCAUUUCUUAAUGAAAAGGGAUAUAAUUUCUAAAUGUCUAAUUAUGGUGUUUGUUUCUUUUCCUUAUAUGUACAGUUAACAAUGUAUUAAAACAAAUCCAGACUACAUUUGUGUACUGCUAGAGAUGAUUGUGUGAAAAAAUAAUGUGACUUUUGUUGUAUUCUGAUUCUUGGUGUUGAAAAGUUUAGAUGAUGCAUAGAAAUAGAUAUAUAGGCCAACUGUUUGUUCUCAUGUUUUAUAAGCAGAAAAUAUAUCUUUUCUAUAGUUAAUUGCAAGUUCUCGCAUUCAAAUAAAUGUUCCGCAAGCUUCCCUUGUGGCUGACUAAAA
Messenger RNA from Gymnodraco acuticeps, 3439 nucleotides. It is a transcript of the gene fubp3, whose product is annotated as far upstream element (FUSE) binding protein 3. Gene Ontology annotation, biological process: regulation of gene expression. Gene Ontology annotation, molecular function: mRNA binding. The transcript is spliced from 19 exons. Gene Ontology annotation, cellular component: cytoplasm; nucleus. The record is from RefSeq and is a predicted model, not a curated record. NCBI's taxonomy places the organism in Eukaryota, Metazoa, Chordata, Actinopteri, Perciformes, Bathydraconidae. Bases 57 to 1799 code for a protein of 580 amino acids.